Messenger RNA from Penaeus vannamei (Pacific white shrimp), 2250 nucleotides. NCBI's taxonomy places the organism in Eukaryota, Metazoa, Arthropoda, Malacostraca, Decapoda, Penaeidae. The record is from RefSeq and is a predicted model, not a curated record.
AUGGUACUUCCAAUAAUGGUAUUGGUAUUCGUGUUUCCUGGCAUCAUCCUCUCAGAGCAGCAGCAUCUUUAUCUCGCAAGGCCAAUAUUAUCUCUCAAACCCAGCAUCUUCAUUUCACGGUCGCAGCAUCUUCAUUUCAUGUUGGGAACGUCUUCAUCUCACAGCGCUAGUAUUAUCUCUCAAGAGCCAGCAUCUUCAUUUCACGUUGGGAGCAUCUUCAUCUCACAGCUGAUCUUCAGCAUUCAUCUCUCAAAGCCAACAUCUUCAACCAUCUUCAUUUCACGUUGGGAGCAUCAUCUCACGACGCUAAUAUUAUCUCUCAAGAGCCAGCAUCCUCAUCUCACGGUGGCAGCAUCCUCAUUUCACACUGGGAGCAUCUUCAUUUCACGGUGGCAACAUCCUCAUCUCACAACGCUGAUUUCAUCUCUCAGCGCCAGCAUCUUUCUCAUACAUUUUCGUCUUGCAGCAACAGUAUCUUCAUCCUACAACACCAGCGUUUUCCUCUCACAACACCAGCAUCUUCAUCUUCCAACAUCUGCAACUUCACCUCACAGCGCCAACAUUUUCUCUGAGCUCCGGCAUCUUCCUCAUACAGUACCAGCAUCUUCACUCACACCAGCUCAUCUCACAACCAGCAUCUUCAUCUCACCAGCAUCUUCAUCUCACAACACCAGCAUCUUCACCUCACAACACCAGCAUCUUCACAUCACAACACACAUCUUCACUCACAACACCAGCAUCUUCAUUCACAACACAGCAUCUUCAUCUCACAACACCAGCAUCUUCAUCUCACAACACAGCAUCUUCAUCUUCCAACAUCAGCAUCUUCACCUCACAGCGCCAACAUUUUCUCUGAGCUCCGGCAUCUUCCUCAUACAGCACCAGCAUCUUCAUCUCACAACACCAGCAUCUUCAUCUCACAACACCAGCAUCUUCACCUCACAACACCAGCAGCAACAUGUUCAUCUCACAACCCAGCAUCUUCAUCUCACCAGCAUCUUCAUCUCACAACACCAGCAUCUUCACCUCACAACACCAGCAUCUUCAUCUCACAACACCAGCAUCUUCAUCUCACAACACCAGCAUCUUUCACACCAGCACACUCAGCAUCUUCACCUCACAACACCAGCAUCUUCAGCAUCACACAACACAGCAUCUUCACAUCUCACAACACCAGCAUCUUCAUCUCACAACACCAGCAUCUUCAUCUCACAACACCAGCAUCUUCACCUCACAACACCAGCAUCUUCACCUCACAACAAAGCAUCUUCAUCUCACACACAGCAUCUUCACCUCACAAACCACAGCAUCUUCACCUCACAACACCAGCAUCUUCACUCAUCUUCACCUCACAACACCAGCAUCUUCACCUCACAACACCAGCAUCUCAUCUCAACCAUCUUCACUCACAACACAGCAUCUUCAUCUCACAACACCAGCAUCUUCACCUCACACCAGCAUCUUUCACUCACAGCACACACAGCAUCUUCACCUCACAACACCAACAUCUUCAUCUCACAACACCAGCAUCUUCAUCUCACAACACCAGCAUCUUCAUCUCACAACACCAGCAUCUUCACCUCACAUCACCAACAUCUUCACCUCACUACACCUGCAUCUUCACAACACAGCAACACCUUCAUCUCACAACACCAGCAUCUCUUCACAACACAGCAUCUUCACCUCACAACAGCAUCUUCACUCACCAGCAUCUUCACUUCACACCAGCAUCUUCACUCACACUCACAACAGCAUCUUCAUCUCCAACACAUCUUCUCCUCCAACACCAGCAUCUUCACCUCACAACACAGCAUCUUCACCUCCAGCAUCUCAAUACACAGCAUCUUCACUCAAACACCAGCAGCAUUCAUCUCACACCACCAGCAUCUUCACCUCACAACACCAGCAUCUUCAUCUCACAACACCAGCAUCUUCACCUCACAACACCAAACAUCUUCCUCAACAGCCAUCCUCAACACAUCUUCUCCCAACACAGCAAUCCCAACACCAGCAUCUUCACCUCACAACACAGCAUCUUCACCUCACAACACAACAUCUUCUCAUACAGCACCAUCUCUCAACACAUCUUCAUCUCCCAACACCAGCAUCUUCACCUCCCAACACCAGCAUCUUCACCUCACAACACCAGCAUCCUCAUCUGGCAGUACAGCCGAGAUGAGAAUUUACGAGAUGCCACAGUAUCUGAUGUUCCUCGAGGAUGCUCUCCUCAACCCUUUUUCAUUUCUUUAG